AUGUCUGACGGCAGGCAGCGCGCUCUGUCCACCUCUGGAGAGUCUCUGUAUCACAUCGUGGGGCUGGAGAAAGGCUGCAGCCAUGACGACAUCAAGAAGUCGUACAGGAAGCUGGCGCUGCGGUACCACCCCGAUAAGAACCCGGACAACCCGGAGGCGGCGGAGAAGUUCAAGGAGCUGAACAGCGCCCACGCCGUCCUGAGUGACCUCACCAAGAGAAACAUCUACGAUUCAUAUGGCUCGCUGGGACUCUACGUGGCCCAGCAGUUUGGAGAGGACAACGUCAACACAUACUUCAUGCUGUCCACCUGGUGGGCCAAGGGUCUGUUCGUGCUCUGUGGGAUCAUCACCGGCUUUUACUGCUGUUGCUGUCUCUGCUGCUGCUGCAACUGCUGCUGCGGCAAACUGAAGCCGCCACCCACAGGAGAGGGGGCGGAGCCAGACUACGCCUCCCCAGACGACCUAGAGGAGGAGAUCCGCAACGAACCCGAAAAUGACAUCGAGGCUCCGAUAGUCCACCAGCCGACGAAUGCCAGCGAGAAAACUCAGCUGAUUGGCGAUGGCCACCGCAGGUACGGGGACACCUACACAUGAAGACGGGAAAUGCAUUACUCCGUCUACGACCGCAAGCUGUAGCCCGACCGUGAAGCGCGGCAGCAGGAAAGCUCCACCAGUU
Pundamilia nyererei is the source of this 676-nucleotide messenger RNA. Its product is annotated as dnaJ homolog subfamily C member 5-like. The transcript has 4 exons. NCBI's taxonomy places the organism in Eukaryota, Metazoa, Chordata, Actinopteri, Cichliformes, Cichlidae. The record is from RefSeq and is a predicted model, not a curated record. Bases 1 to 594 code for a protein of 197 amino acids.